Microthlaspi erraticum is the source of this 462-nucleotide messenger RNA. NCBI's taxonomy places the organism in Eukaryota, Viridiplantae, Streptophyta, Magnoliopsida, Brassicales, Brassicaceae. The record is from the annotation of a GenBank genome assembly.
AUGACGACUCGUGGAGAUGUAGCUCCGGCGAUUGACUGGAUCGGCUUUCAACUGGCUCUAUCGGCGAUCGAACUAGGAAUUCUAGCUGGACACAACAACUGGAGACAUUUACCAACAGAGCUAAAGAUGAAGAUACUGGAGUCACUUCCUGGAGUAGAUAUUGCAAGGGCUGCUUGCGUGUGUAGAGAGAUUCGGGAUCUGGAUUCGGACAAUGACUUAUGGAAGCAAAAGUUCUUGGAAGAGUUUGCCGAUCGUGUAAGAGAUGAAGAAACGGAAGCAGCUGAUGAUUUGGAUGUUGAUUGGAAAGAUAAGUUUGCUUGUCUAUGGAGGCUAAAGCGAAGAUUAAGAAGAGGGAGGGUAAGUUGCAAUCCAACGUUUGCAACAGAUUGGUUUGGUGCUAGAAAUUGGGAUCGCAGAUCUGGAUCCAGCGCUGCUUUACGUGUUCUUAAGCGAAGGGUGUGA